This is a messenger RNA of Fusarium fujikuroi IMI 58289, 984 nucleotides long. RefSeq names its product related to endo-1,4-beta-xylanase. Bases 1 to 984 code for a protein of 327 amino acids. Gene Ontology annotation, biological process: carbohydrate metabolic process. The record is from RefSeq and is a predicted model, not a curated record. The transcript has 2 exons. Lineage: Eukaryota; Fungi; Ascomycota; Sordariomycetes; Hypocreales; Nectriaceae. Gene Ontology annotation, molecular function: hydrolase activity, hydrolyzing O-glycosyl compounds.
AUGAAGCUGUCUUCCUUCCUCUACACCGCCUCGCUGGUCGCGGCCAUUCCCACCGCCAUCGAGCCCCGCCAGGCUGCCGACAGCAUCAACAAGCUGAUCAAGAACAAGGGCAAGCUUUACUACGGAACCAUCACCGACCCCAACCUGCUCGGCGUCGCAAAGGACACCGCCAUCAUCAAGGCCAACUUUGGCGCCGUCACCCCCGAGAACUCGGGCAAGUGGGACGCCACCGAGCCCAGCCAGGGCAAGUUCAACUUCGGUAGCUUCGACCAGGUCGUCAACUUUGCCCAGCAGAAUGGCCUCAAGGUCCGAGGUCACACUCUGGUCUGGCACUCCCAGCUCCCUCAGUGGGUUAAGAACAUCAACGACAAGGCUACUCUGACCAAGGUCAUUGAGAACCACGUCACCCAAGUCGUUGGACGCUACAAGGGCAAGAUCUACGCCUGGGAUGUCGUCAACGAGAUCUUCGAGUGGGACGGUACCCUCCGAAAGGACUCUCACUUCAACAACGUCUUCGGCAACGACGACUACGUUGGCAUUGCCUUCCGCGCCGCCCGCAAGGCUGACCCUAACGCCAAGCUGUACAUCAAUGACUACAGCCUCGACUCCGGCAGCGCCUCCAAGGUCACCAAGGGUAUGGUUCCCUCCGUCAAGAAGUGGCUCAGCCAGGGUGUUCCCGUCGACGGUAUUGGCUCUCAGACUCACCUUGACCCCGGUGCCGCUGGCCAAAUCCAGGGUGCUCUCACUGCCCUCGCCAACUCUGGUGUCAAGGAGGUUGCCAUCACUGAGCUCGACAUUCGCACUGCCCCCAACGACUACGCUACCGUCACCAAGGCCUGCCUCAACGUCCCCAAGUGCAUUGGUAUCACCGUCUGGGGUGUCUCUGACAAGAACUCUUGGCGCAAGGAGCACGACAGUCUUCUGUUCGAUGCUAACUACAACCCCAAGGCUGCUUACACUGCCGUCGUCAACGCUCUCCGCUAA